Messenger RNA from Brassicogethes aeneus, 303 nucleotides. The record is from the annotation of a GenBank genome assembly. NCBI's taxonomy places the organism in Eukaryota, Metazoa, Arthropoda, Insecta, Coleoptera, Nitidulidae.
AUGCAUGAACACAAGCUUUCACGUGGCGUUCAGAUUUCAAAUGAAGAAAAUCCAAUUCCUAAUCAAAAUAAUGAUGAUGACGUAAAUGCAAUUUAUCCAUUACUUUACGUUGAAGCUGUGGAUGAAAUUAUUGUUUCUCCUGUCUGUCAAGAAAGCUCAACUGUAAUAAAUGCAGAACCGAUUUCAUGGCUUCAUGAAGAAUAUGAUAAAGAAACUGUACAUCAAGAAAUCUGGUUUGACGCUGAAGACGUACCACCGUUUGGAGGUUUUUGUGCGGAUAUCAAUGACAAGACUGAAAAAUGA